Messenger RNA from Pedinophyceae sp. YPF-701, 3426 nucleotides. The record is from the annotation of a GenBank genome assembly. Lineage: Eukaryota; Viridiplantae; Chlorophyta; Pedinophyceae.
AUGCAAGCACAGGGAACCAUGGCGAGCGGGCCCGGCGUGCUGGCGGCGACGCUGUCCGCGGACAUAGAGGGCGAGGCACCGCCGGCUCUGCAGGAGCUGGCGAGGAAGAACCGCCUCUCCGUCGAGGCGGCCACCAUCACAGUGCUGAAGCAGCGCCUGGUGCAAGAAUGGGCGCCCGAGUACGAGCCCGCGGACUACAAGCCCCCGAACCAGUCCUCGGACACGAUCUCUGAGCGCCACACGCUGGUGUCGAAGCGGCUGCUGCUCGGCGAGGUGCCCACGCUGCGCAAGACCAAGAUCCUGUGCACCAUGGGCCCCGCGUGCUGGUCCGAGGAGAACAUGUCCAAGCUCCUCGACGCCGGCAUGAACGUGGCGCGGUUCAACUUCUCGCACGGCGACCACGACGCCCAGGGGCAGGUGCUGGAGCGGCUGCGCAAGGUGAUGGCGAGCAAGGGGUCGCUGGCGGCGACGCUGCUGGACACCAAGGGGCCGGAGAUCCGCACGGCGAUGCUCAAGGACGGCAAGCCGAUCGACCUGGAGGCCGGCCAGGACAUCAUCGUGGAGGCCGUGGGCGACAAGUACACGGAGUUCCAGGGGCACAAGACGGAGACGGAGACGCGCAUCGGGCUGUCGUACGCGAAGCUGUGCACGUCGGUGAAGCCGGGGAACCGGAUCCUGCUGGCGGACGGGUCGGUGGUGAUCGAGGUGGUGGAGAUCCUGUCGGACACGGAGCUGAAGGGCAAGGUCCUGAACACGAAGACGCUGGGCGAGCGGAAGAACUGCAACCUGCCGGGGGUGCAGGUGGACCUGCCGGUGCUGAUGGAGAAGGACAUCCACGACCUGCAGAACUUCUGCUGCAAGCACAAGAUGGACUUUGUCGCAGCGUCGUUCGUGCAGUCGGCGGAGGACAUCCACUUCAUCCGGCGCGUGCUGGACGAGGCCGGGGGCCAGAACGUGAAGAUCAUCGCGAAGAUCGAGAACACGGCGGGCCUGGAGAACUACGACGAGAUCCUCAAGGUGACGGACGGCAUCAUGGUGGCGCGCGGCGACCUGGGGAUGGAGAUCCCGGUGGAGAAGGUGCCGCUGGCGCAGAAGUGGAUGGUGACGAAGGCGAACGUGGCGGGGAAGUUCGUCAUCUGCGCGACGCAGAUGCUCGAGUCGAUGGUGACCAACCCGUACCCGACGCGCGCGGAGAUGACGGACGUGGCGAACGCGGUGUUCGACGGCGUCGACGCGGUGAUGCUGUCGGGCGAGACGGCCAACGGCGCGUACCCCGACGGCGCGGUGGCGACGAUGGCGCGCAUCGUCAAGUCGGCCGAGAUCGGCAUCAACUACUACCAGACGUGGGAGUUCAUGCACGACUUCACCGCGAAGCCGGUGGGCGCGCCCGAGGCGCUCGCGUCGGCGCUGGUCAAGGCGUCCACGGAGGUCGUCCCGGGCCUGAUCCUGGUGUUCUCCGAGGCCGGGAAGAUGCCCCGCCUGAUCGCCAAGUACAAGCCCGCGGUGCCGGUGAUGGUGCUGACGACGAACGAGGCGCUCGCGCGGCAGUGCUCGACGCUGUUCGGCGUGUACCCGCACAUGAUCAAGUCGGCGCCCACGAACGCGCGGCAGAUGCAGCAGAUGGUGUGGAUCUGCAUGAACGACGCCGUCAAGUCGGGCCUGUGCGUGGCGGGCAAGGAGGUGAUCGUGAUGACGUCGACGCUGGUCAAGGGGCACGACAACAGCGCGUCGCGCACCGAGGACGCCGACCUCGAGGAGUUCCCCGAGCGCCAGCUGUACAUCACCACCGCGCCCGGGCGCCUCAACUUCGAGCAGCUGGGCCUGGCGCAGCCGUCGCGGUACGCGGACCGGCGCUCCGUGGGCAAGACGCUCUCGAUGCGCGCGGUCGACAUCAACCUCGACAUGCUCAAGUCCCCCGAGGCGGUGGUGCGCAAGACCAAGAUCGUGUCCACCAUCGGGGGGCUGGCCAACAGCGUGGAGAAGAUCAAGGCGCUGCUCGAGGCCGGGACGGACGCGGUGCGCGUGUACUUCGGGCAGGGCGAGAAGGCCGCGGCGACGUGCCGCGAGCUCAUCGGCAUGGCGCGCGAGGCCGCGAAGCAGGUGGGCAAGGCCGUGCCCAUCUACAUGUCGAUGGUGGCGGCGCGGAUGCGGUCGUCGUACCUGAAGACGGAGGGCGGCGAGCGCAUCAAGAGCGUGGACCUGAAGGAGGGCGAGGAGGUGAUCGUGCGCCUCGUGGACCAGGACCGGCUGGCGCACAUGGGCCCGGACGGCUUCGGGGGGACCACGGGGCCGAACGGGACGACGCUGGGGGUGUCGUACUUCGUCAACAUGCCGGAGCUGCUCCCGGGGCAGAAGAUCCUGAUCGACGACGGAUGCAUCACGCUCGAGGUGCAGGGCGAGAUGGACGUGGGCACGGUGCUGUGCAUCUGCACGGCCAACGGGACGCUCAGCGAGUACGGCUCCGUCAUCAUCCCGGGCGUGCUCAGCGCGCAGUCCGAGCUCCACCAGCUCCAGGAGACGGUCGGGACGCUCGUGGAGACGCGCCCGGAGCUGCUGGAGCUGCCGGUGCACCACGCCGAGGACGUGAACCAGGCGCGCGACAUCCUGGAGGACGCCGGGUGCGACUCGAUGCUCAUCGUCGCGAAGAUCCAGGACGCGACGGGCCUGCGCAACGCGGACGAGAUCCUGGACACGGCGGACGCGGUGGUGGUGGCGCGCGGCGUGCUGGGGCUCGAGAUCAACCCGGAGAAGGUCAUGCUCGCGCAGAAGGUGCUGACGACCAAGGCGAACGUGCUCGGCAAGCCCGUGAUCAUCGCGCGGCAGCACCUGUUCUCGAUGGUCAGCAACCCGCGCCCGACGCGCGCCGAGAUGACUGACGUGGCCAACGUGGUGCUCGACGGCGCCGACGGCAUCAUCCUGAGCGCGGAGACCUCCCACGGGUGCUUCGCCCGCGAGUCCGUCGAGACCGCCGCCGCCAUCAUGCGCAACAUCGAGUCGGCGUGCAACUACUACGCCAUGGGGUCCUUCAUCGAGGACUUCACCGCGCUGCCCAUGUCGACGCUCGAGGCCACCUGCGCCGCCUUCGCCGAGUCCCUCAUCGACUCGGCCGCCAAGGUCGCCGUCGUCGUCUCCACCAGCGGCCUCGCGGCCAACCUGGUCUCCAAGUACCGCCCCGCCGUGCCCCUCGUCAACGUCACGGCCAAGCCCUUCCGCGCCGCGGAGGGGGGCAUCCGCUUCGCGAUGAACACCAUGCUCGUCGACGACCUCGGGGCGCAGGAGGACGUCGACGCCCUCGUCAAGCGCGCCGUGCAGUUUGCGCGCGACCGCGGGCUCUACUUCGGCGGGGAGGUCGCCGUGCUGCGCGGGGCCGCGGAGCCCGACGCCGACGUCGAGCCCCUCAUGCAGAUCAUCGACGAGCCGAAGUGA